AUGAGUGUGGCAGGAGGACAAGCAGCCGCUGAUGAAAGAGGCAAUCGCUUUGCCGGAACCGAAGGCGUUUACCUUUUACCUCAUCAUGCAAAGGAGAUUGAACGGCUCAAGACACAACAUGCCUUUAUUCUAUCGUCAACCGGAGGCGUAUUGCUCACUGCACCUCUGAAGCCAGCGGUGAAAGUCCUCGACUCGGGUGCGGCAGAUGGUACUUGGCUGAGGGAUCUCCCUCGUCUGUACCCGUCAACAAAAUGGUCACUGCACGGCAUCGACAUCGCCUCUGCCCUUUUCCCCCGAGAUGCUGGAGAGCUGGACCUUCGCGAAGUUGACAUUAGGGGUCCUCCGCCGCCUUCACUGCAGUGGCAGGGCGGAUUCGACCUCAUCCACCAGCGCCUCUUGGUCUGGGGCCUUCCGGGGGCAGAAUGGCCAAAGGUGCUCAAGAACCACUACUCUCUUCUCAAGCCGGGGGGCUACAUCGAGCUCGUUGAAGCCCAAUGGAUCGACAGAGACCAUUCAUUCGAUGCUUCGAAAUUUCCCAAUCUGGCCAAAAUUACCAAGGUUCAACAAUGGAGCGGGUCAAAUUUCGGCAUGGACAUGUACAUUGCCUACCGUUUAGAGGAGCUCCUUCAACAAGCUGGAUUUAAAGUUGUAUCCAAGACACAAUACAGCUUGGGGUAUGGCGCAAAGGCCAGAGAGGAAAAGUGGAGGGAGAAGUCGGCAGACAUGUGGAUUGAUACAUUCCGCGGAUUCGGGCAGAAAUGGCCAGUCGGUGGUAUCCCAGGAGCUGCCGAGACUGUAGAGGAGUUUCAUGCAUUGUUGGAUGAUUUGAGGGGAGAGCUACUGGAAUACGGAGUUGCGCCAAAGAUAAAUUUUGUUGUUGGACAGAAGCCAGAAUAG
Molecule: messenger RNA, 897 nt
Organism: Metarhizium acridum CQMa 102
Lineage: Eukaryota; Fungi; Ascomycota; Sordariomycetes; Hypocreales; Clavicipitaceae
Source: RefSeq, a predicted model, not a curated record